This is a messenger RNA of Phyllopteryx taeniolatus (common seadragon), 1543 nucleotides long. RefSeq names its product SAM pointed domain-containing Ets transcription factor-like. The record is from RefSeq and is a predicted model, not a curated record. The transcript is spliced from 6 exons. Gene Ontology annotation, biological process: regulation of transcription by RNA polymerase II; cell differentiation. Lineage: Eukaryota; Metazoa; Chordata; Actinopteri; Syngnathiformes; Syngnathidae. Gene Ontology annotation, molecular function: DNA-binding transcription factor activity, RNA polymerase II-specific; sequence-specific DNA binding. Gene Ontology annotation, cellular component: nucleus. The coding region runs from base 245 to 1267 and encodes 340 amino acids.
UGGGUCACACCCCCUCUUUUUUCAACUGAAAUGUCACAUUACAAGCCAGGCCCUAGCUCCUGAGGGCCAGGUAUCAAACAAGGUGUCUCAGAGGUCGUAGUAGACUGAAGCAAUACAGUUCUAAACCACCAACAACCUCUGUUUGACAUACAGGUCAUUUUUGCCCCGAGGUAAGUGAAUUUGAGAGUUACAGACAGACUAGCGCACAACCGUUUCAUGUAAGGAGACAGGCAAAGUGGAGCAGAUGCAUCAGGAGAGGAAACUGAACUCCACUGUCACCCACUUGGGGCAAACGGAUAAGCCUUGCAUGAAGGUGAGGAUGGGGAGUUCAGGUUAUGAUCACAUGGGCUCCACAGGACUUCCAUCUCUCUGCAUAAGUCCGCCAUCUGAUACUAGAAUGGCCUGGAAGGAGGAGACAGAAGAUAUCAAAUCUCGCUGCAGUUUGUUGGGCCUCCCAGAGCUCAGCUGGCCAGGAGUGUACCCUACCAGUUAUGAUGAGUUAGUGAGUGAAGAACUGCAGAUGGCAGAGGCUGCUGCUCUCCCUGCUCAAGGUCUGGGAACUGCAGACCCAAACCCACCCAUGCCGAGCCCAGCUCAGAAUCCUCCCAUUGAUGUGCAGUGUGAAGCAGAGGAAUACUGUCUGGAGCAGGUCCAGUCGAUGGUGGUGGGAGAAGUGCUGAGCGAUGUCAACAAGGCUUGCAAGCUACUCAACAUUGCACCAGACCCACUCGACUGGACCUGCCUGCACGUUUACAAGUGGCUGCUGUGGACGGAGCACUUGUACCAACUGCCACAGAUGAGCGUCCUCUUCAAGGAACUGAAUGGAAGGGAUAUGUGUUCCAUGACAGAGGGUGACUUCAGACAACGCUCCUCGCAAUUUGGAGACAUGCUGUAUGCUCAUCUCGACAUCUGGCGAUCUGCUGCAGCAAUGAAAGACCAGUGCCCACUAGAAGAUAUUAAGUCAGCAAAUGACGGUUCUUGGUGCAACUGCGCCAGCCAGCCCAUCCACUUGUGGCAGUUCCUUCAGGAGCUGCUCCUCAAGCCACACAACUACAGCCGCUGUAUCCGCUGGAUCAACAAGGAGAAUGGGAUUUUCAAAAUAGAAGACUCGGCUCAUGUGGCCAGGCUAUGGGGCAUCAGGAAGAACCGUCCAGCAAUGAACUAUGACAAACUAAGUCGAUCUAUACGUCAGUACUACAAGAAGGGCAUCAUUCGAAAGCCGGAUGUGUCACGCAGACUGGUCUACCAGUUUGUUAACCCUAUAUGACCUAACUGGUGGUUCGGUCAGGUUCUCAACAAGCUGAAAAAAAAUUAAGAUAUGCUGGACAUAAACAGAAGAACUUGUAAGCUCCCUGACGUAAUUGACAUUUUAUUUCAAUUGUAAAGACUGCCUACUGAAAUGUGCACUUCUGCCUAUUACAAAUUCACAUAAAAUGAAUGAAUUGUAUUAUUGUUUUUAGCACACUGCUGUCAUUUUGUAUUACCGGCUGUAAAAAAGAAUGGCAUUUCCCUCUACAAACAAGAUGGCGCAGACUAAAAUAUG